AAUGAUCAGAAUUGUUCCUGUAACACUUAUCUGCAGUUUCUGUUUCCCCAAAAACAAGAGGAGCAAAGAGGAAGCAUUUUCUUAAGAGUCCUGCUUCCAGACACCACAUGCAAAAAUCCCCCUUUAUCCCUCCUUUCAGUUCUCUUCUACAAGUAUGUUGCUGAUGUUUGUCUGUCUCACAGCUACUUCGAUCCCUUGUUUUUCCUCCUUUUCACUUAAAGAAGCUGUCACUUUGGUGGCUGUUCUCAUGUAAGGUAGAAGGGUAACACAGCUCUGUUGGUUCUGAUUCUAGCCUCAUGUAUGGUUUUGGGUAAGCUUUUGGAAGCAUGUCUGCUGUUGCAGUUAUUGAUAACAAGUAACUCCUUAGGACUUAAUUUUGUACACAUAAAACAGCGUGAGGUAGGUUAGUUGCUUCAGCAAAGAAUGUUUGUUGGCCCUAGAUCAAACGCACUUGAUCACAGCUGCGGUUCUAGUCCAAACAGUAUGAAAAGACAUGAUGUCCUCAAGAACAGUUAGAUAAUCCAAGGACAAGAGAGAGUGGCCAAGGAACACCACUUCUCAAAAGCUGUAUUUCAGCAACAUUUUGCCAGUGAGCCUUGAGCCUGGGGUGACAUGGUUUCCACAUUGCUUUUAAAGUGACGUGUGUAUUCUGCGUGUUUUACUUUAUAUUGCAAAAGCUCAGGUGUGUAUAGAAUUUUUAGAAGUCAGAUGAAAAAAGGCUGCAGCUCUACUGGGCUACAACUGUAUAAGAGUAGGACAGCUUUUCAGUAAUACCAGAUUCUACCCUACAGAGAAAAUAGCAUUUGCCUAAAGAUGCUCUGAGUUGCAUCUAAGUAUUAGAACCAGAAACUUAUGAUUAAAUACUUCAGUAGUUCUUCCUAGGGAUCCGCUAUUUUUGCCACAUGCUUUCCCUUUACCUCAGCCUUACGUACCCUGUGUAAUCUCUUACCCAAAUUGUCUGCUAUGGCAAACACGGGCAGGGGAGGCAGUAUGGGGCAAUGGAUUACGGAGUGCUGUGUCAGCUCAGUGGUGCUGACAACAGUUUCAUCUACUGUAAUCAGACAGAUCUGGAAAAAAUGAGAAGUAGAUAUCUGAAGUGCUGCAAAGUGUUUUAACCUUUUAGCCAAACCACAGUCAGCAACAGUCCGACUGUGGGCACUAUCACGAGCAGCAGCAAUUGCUGUGCUGCUAAAGACUGCCGGACUAACCACAGGAAAGGCAAUCCGGAUUAGACUAAAAGGGCAUUUGUGGCUGAAAAUGGCACACUAAGAAGUAAAACCAGAAGUUUGUGAGGAAGAUAACUUUUCUUGAAUGCCCAAAGGGUCAUCAGGAUUGUUGUUCCUCAUCUUCAGCCACAAUGUUGUCUUGUUUCUGCAUGAACUGGAUUCUUCUGAUCUUCUUUACAGGCCCUACAGUGUCAGAAUUGGUUGUGAAAGGAGAGGUGGGUCAGAAUGUCACUGUGCCCUGCUUUUACAGUGUUAAGGGUACAUACGACAUCACAUCAAUGUGCUGGGGUCGUGGCAGCUGCCCUUCUUCAAAAUGUUAUCAGCCCAUUAUCUGGACAGAUGGAUGGAAGGUGACAGCACAGUAUGACAGCAGGUACAUGUUGAAAGGGAACCUGCUGAUGGGCGAUGUGUCCCUCACGAUCAUGAAUGCCAAGAAAGCAGACAGUGGGACAUACUGCUGCCGUGUGGAGAUCCCAGGGUGGUUCAAUGAUCAGACAAGUAAUCAUGAGGUGGUGAUAGAGAAAGCUAGGAUCUCUACUGCAAGUCCUCAUACUUACACCUCUCAACAGACCUCAGCUCCUGGGAGUGCCAGCGAAUCCUCCUUUACCAUCACAAGAACGUGGCCAUCAGAUUCUGCUUCGGAAGCUCCUCAGACUGCCUCUAGUCCCUGCUCAAGCACCUCGGACUGCUUGGAUGUAACCGCAAACCUUCAGAAUGUGUCUGUAUCACUUCCCAGUCAGCAGCAUUCACAAAAUGAGCUAUACAUUGGGAUUGGUUUAUCUGUGGUACUUCUAGCCAUCCUGAUUUUGGCUCUGUUCCUCACUAGACAGUAUUUAUUCAGCACAAAGAAGACGGGUGACUUUUCAAACUUUGUUGCAUUUUGGAGGCCAGAAGGUGCAGGGAACCACAGUGCACUGGAAGAUGAUGUCCAUGCAGAGGAAAACGUUUAUAUAGUGCACUAAGGACUGUAUGCAUGCUUGCCUUGGUCGGCGCUGGGACAUCAAAUGGCUUGCACAGUGUUAGCUGCUCCCUCUACUCAGCAGCUAAAUGUGACUGGACUAUUGAAGCAUUAUUCACAUCAUUCUGAUAAAACAAAUAAAAGCUACACUUCUAAUUAAAA
Molecule: messenger RNA, 2346 nt
Organism: Strigops habroptila (Kakapo)
Lineage: Eukaryota; Metazoa; Chordata; Aves; Psittaciformes; Psittacidae
Product: hepatitis A virus cellular receptor 1 homolog
Exons: 8
Coding region: 1358-2188 (276 amino acids)
Source: RefSeq, a predicted model, not a curated record